Messenger RNA from Alosa sapidissima (American shad), 3084 nucleotides. Its product is annotated as sodium/potassium/calcium exchanger 1-like. Gene Ontology annotation, biological process: regulation of cell shape. Gene Ontology annotation, cellular component: membrane. Lineage: Eukaryota; Metazoa; Chordata; Actinopteri; Clupeiformes; Clupeidae. The transcript has 9 exons. Bases 269 to 2191 code for a protein of 640 amino acids. The record is from RefSeq and is a predicted model, not a curated record.
AAUUUUUUACUUUAAAAAGGCGCGCAAGUGUUCCCCUGCACGAGGUCCCAGCCACCAUCCAGAGGUGGACUUUUAUAAAUAACCAUGGACACUCCCUCCACGUAGAGCUGGGCAGUUAGUACAGUGUCGGAGUCUCAGGUGCCAGAUAAAGAGAAAUUCCUGAAGUUGCGUUAUAGCUCAGUGAACAUACGGAGUUGAACACCCUUUGGAUUAAAAAUACAUUGCUUUAAUAGUUUGACAGCUGCUGAAGGGGUGACGCAGAAUCAGGAUGGACGAAGCAGAGAAGUACCAGCAGAGACUGCAGGCCAUCGCUGAUAUUCUUCUCACUGGGACAACCACAGAAGAAAGGGAGAAGAGGAGGCAGCAGGAGGAAGAGGAGAGAUUACGACGCGAAGUGGAGGAAGAAUGGCUGAAGCUGGCCCAGCGCAAGAGGAAGUCCCUGAGGGACCAGUGGCUAAUGGACGUGCCUAAUGCCCCGGCUACAGAUGGCCCUGAGCCCCCAGCUCCCUUAUGGCCCCCAGCACAGAGAGCAGAGGGGCAGGACAACGAGGGCACUGAGGAAGGCGAGGGGAAUGCUCAGGAGGAGGAGGAAGAGGAGGACGAGACGACAGUCCAAGAUGGCAGACAGACAAACUCAACAGAAAACAAUGUACAUGCCCCAUGUCAGGUUAGCACAGGAGAAAGUACAGAUGAGAAAGAGAGUCAAGGUGAAGUUGAAGAGACAGCGGUUCCCUCCCAUACCUUCCUCCCCAUGCAGAAUGGAGGGGAGGACAGAUCAGUGCUGGGGAUGCUGGAGGUGCGGGUGGAGAGGGACCUGAGAACAGGGGCCAGCGUGGUUAAGACAGUGGCCGCUCUGCCUCCCGGGACCCCCCCUGGUGCGACGGCGAUGGAGACGGUGUUUGACGAUGGCCGCAAGUGCGUCCGAGCCGUGAGCAGUGGCCUGAGUGGAGCCUGUGAGGCUAGCGCCGAGGACCUGGACCAGGUUCUGAACACGCUGGCCGAGGUCGGAGUGCCGGUCCUGUUGGAGGCCCGUGGACUGGUCGCGCCGUCUGUCGAGGGUCUUGGGGGACGAGAGGAAGUCAAGGUGGAGGUGGAGGAGGAGGUGGAGAAGGCGGAGGGCACUGAGGAGGAGACAGAGGUGGAUGGGGAGGUAGAGGAGGAGGAGGGUACUGAGGUGGAGACAGAGGCGGAAGGAGAGGUGGAGGUGGGGGACACUGAGGAGGCCUCAGAGGACCACAGAGACCAGGCUGUGGCCUUGGAAUCCUCCCACAAGAGCCCACUGGAGCUGGUACCAAAGGAGGACUCUGUGAACAUGAGAGAGGAGAGUGUAGGAGAUGCCGAUGGCGUAUGGGAAAAGGGUGAAAGUGGAGAUGAAAAAGUUAUUGACACAGAGGAAGAGGAGGAGGAGGAAGAGGAGGAGGAGGAAGAGGAGGAGGAGGAAGAGGAGGCAUUUAGGCCUGAGGAGGGCUUGGAUCCUAUCACUCUUACUUUUCUGGGCUUCAGUCAGGCAGCAAGUGAGCCGGGUCAGGGGAACGGGGACGAUGGCUCGCUCGUCAGAAUUGAGCGGGUCCUCAUACGUGACUAUAGCGAUGAGGAGGAGGAGGAGGAGGAGGAAGAGGGAAGGGAGGGAGAGGAGUAUGACCAGUACCAUGAGCUGGCUUCUCCUGACAUGGACAUCAGCCACACUUCUACCAGUGUAGUCGUGGGGUCUCCAGAAAGACAGCUUGGAGCAAGAGAAGAGAUGGAUGACCCAGGCCUGGAGUCUCAUUUGGGCACCCAGAAUGACCGGACCCGAGGAGGAGGAGAAGGACAGGGAGAUGGCGACACAGAGGAGGAGAGACACAGGGGCGCAGAAUCAGAGGCCCUAGAGCUGGUCAGGGCGGCCUGGUCAGAGCCUGACCCAGACAUGGGUGCCCUGGAGGCCCCUCUUCACCUCUCAGUGUGCCCCACUGUGGGCGCCAGGACUGAGGGGGCAGAGAUGGAGGGGGAGAUGGGCCGCGGCGAGGGAGCCGUGGAGAAGGAGUCGCUGGACGAUGUGUUCCAGGACGUCACUCUGGAUGACACCCAGACGAGCGCAGCCCAAGACCCAGAGUCACAGCCACCAGUGCGGACCUCAAGUGGGGAGCCCAGCAGAGCAGAGGGAGUGGGCAGCCCGAAACACAAGACCUGCCAGUGCUGCUCCGUCAUGUGAGGUUGUAGCACACACUCUCACUCUCUUUCUUAUAUUCUCUCUCAUUGCCUCUAUCCCACUCUCUCUAUCUUUUCCUCUCUCUUUCUCCCUGUUCCCAUCUCUCUCUCUCUCUCUCUCUCUCUUUGUCCAUCUCUCUCUCUAUACUUGGCGACCACCAUGUCUGAUUUCAUCUGCUCUUCUGUUCAUCUGCUGUUACAGUAAAACAGCACUCCGUCAAUGGACAUAAUGAACUGUAUUAUGUCGCCACCUGCUGUUUUUAAGCCAGAACUGCUAUCAGUAUUGAGGCUUUUUACUGCCAUGCAUCUAUCAGUCAGGAGUACUGUGCGGAUUGUUGUUAAUUUAGUUUGGGAAAUUCAUGAUUUUAGAACAUUGUCUUGAGCUUGAAAUUCUUGAAUUUUAUCAAUAUUUAGACUAAAUGUGCAUUUGAGGGGCCUUAAUCUUAUGAGAUAUAUGAUAAAUAAAUAAAUCAAAGUAAUAUUCCUAGUGUCUUUGCAAAUCAUAGGUCCAAUGUUCUGAAGAAUACAGAUGCCUGUGAUCUUAUAGAUAGAGUGUGGGUAUGUGCAUGAUGUAUGUGGAUGUAAAAUGAUCUGAUAUAUAUUUUAUCAGCACUAAUAGUUGUGUAUGAAAGAAAUUAUUGACAGUAUUCCAUGUUUUCUUAACAUUUCAUCUGUGUCUUUUGUUUUGUUUGUUUGUUUCUUUGUUUGUUUGGUUAAACGUGAUUAAAAUACAUUUUAGCUCACUAUAUGAACAAAAAUGUUUCAUUUCACGUCUAGCAAAAAAGCACCUGCCAACAACUAUAGCCUUCCACCACCAUCAUGUGUGUACACACUCUAAGUGUUAUGGCUAAGUAUCCUUGUGUUGAAAUCACAUUCACAGGAAGAGGAGGCAAAUAA